ACAACAUGGACCUUGACUCCUUAAGAAGACACACUGACUUCUCCCAACACAACAGAAGCUCCCAGUGUUGUCAAAGGGAGGACUGUGGCUGCAUUAAAUUACUUCAUUACACUCCCUGAUGAGGAAGACAUUACAAACUUUCAUCUGAACACCUGUAGCCAUGGUGUCAUCUGAGAAUCUGACAACAUAUUUAUUAGAGGUAAUCCUCUCACACCUGACCUUGUUCUGUGCUUUACUUCUGGCUACUCUUGCUUCCAUCCGCUGGUUCAUCAGAGACUCCUAUAGGGUGGACGGCCUUUGGCGGAAGCAUGUGUUGAUCACAGGCUGCGAUAGUGGCUUCGGGAACCUGCUGGCCAGACAGCUGGAUGGAAAAGGUGUCAAUGUCAUCGCUGCGUGUCUCACAGAUAAAGGUGCAACAGAUCUGGCUGCUGCAGCCUCCCCCAGGCUUCAGACCCUCCUGCUGGAUGUUACGGACAGUGGGAGCAUCGGGAGGGCGGUGGAGUUUGUGAGCAGAGAGGUCGGAGAUCGAGGUCUGUGGGGUUUGGUAAAUAAUGCAGGCAGGUCCAUACCCAUCGGCCCCACAGAGUGGAUGCAGAUCGAGGAUUUCACAAAGGUCUUGGAUGUGAAUCUGUUAGGAGUCAUCGAUGUGACCCUCCAGUUCCUGCCCCUGCUGAAAAAGGCUCAGGGCCGGGUGGUGAACAUGGCCAGCAUCCUGGGCAGACUGUCUCUCAUUGGUGGAGGAUACUGUCUGUCCAAAUGGGGAGUGGAGGCCUUCUCUGACUCCCUCAGGAGGGACAUGAAACAGUUUGGGGUCAAAGUGAGCAUCAUCGAGCCUGGUUUCUUUAAGACAGGUAUUACACAGCUGGAUCUUAUUGAAGCUGACCUGAGGAGGCUGUGGGCCCGCCUCUCUCAGGACGUGAAAGACUCCUACGGGGCGACGUACUUUGAUGACUAUUUGAAAUCCCAGGACUUCUCCAUGGGCAUCCUGUGCAGUCCAGACCUCUCUAAGGUGACCCGGUGUAUGCAGCAUGCGCUGACCGCUCGAUUCCCACGCAUACGUUACAGCGCAGGCUGGGAUGCCAAGUUUGUGUGGAUUCCUCUGUCCUACCUGCCUUCAUUUGUGUCCGACUUUGUUGUAAAUGCGCUUCUCCCUUUACCUAAGGAUGAAAGAAAAGUCAAGUAGGCACUGUAGGAGUCUGUAUGAUGUGAUUCAUGACAAUAAAAAGAGUUUCAGACUGCGUUAUAAAACAGGACAUUUAUUCAUUCAUCUUCAGCAGCAGCAAUUUAAAACCAUACGGGCAAGUUGUGGAUGAUCACCGAUACAGUUUUCAUUUGUCCUUAUUAUACAAAAUAAAUCAUUCUGUGAUAAAUUUAUAAAACAUCUGUCUACCUCUGUAUCCUUGGGUCUCGUGGUGCUAAUCAACAUAAACAAAAAAUUCAUUUCCAUGUGACAAACAUGGGCACAUUCAAGUAUUGCUCCAAACCAUUUUGGCCAAUAUCCAAUAUCAUUGCUCAAAUGAUCACGUUGAUUCAAAAGUCACAAAGAGUGAGGAAUAUAGGGUAGAAAUGAUGAGUAUAUUUUAGCCGAUACGUCUGUUUGUACUGGAGCAGAUAUCAAAAAAUGAAUGGCAAAGGUUUUCAAUCCAAUAGUGUUUGUGUUGCCUUAAGUUUCCAGCCCUGAAAUGAGGUAUAUAAACAUCAAAGAUGGAGUAAAUACAUCUUCAGUUUUGUUUCAGUGGCAAUAAAAAUAUAACUAAAUAACCUUUGAUCAUAUCAGAACUGUACAUUGAGAAUGCGGCUCUUUUUUAUGUCGGUUAUUGUGUGUAGGCUCAAUUUCAACGAUAUUUUCUGAGAAAAUCUUACUGUUCAAAUUUACAAAUAUACAACUUAUUAACAUUUCUACCAGCAGCAUCAGUGCAAAGAUAUACAUAUCGUACAUCAGAAUAAAGAAAACAUUAACACACGAAUUGGCAUAAGAAAUAUCAGAAGGCAUUUUUUUCUUCAUUCUAUAGAAAUGUGUUUCUCUCUUCUACAACAAUUUGAGUUUGUAUACAGGCUGCAUAAAAAAAUAAAUUCUGUGCAAAGCA
Labrus mixtus (cuckoo wrasse) is the source of this 2087-nucleotide messenger RNA. It is a transcript of the gene rdh1, whose product is annotated as retinol dehydrogenase 1. Bases 161 to 1183 code for a protein of 340 amino acids. The record is from RefSeq and is a predicted model, not a curated record. The transcript has 6 exons. Lineage: Eukaryota; Metazoa; Chordata; Actinopteri; Labriformes; Labridae.